CGUGCUCAAGCACAUGUAAUUGUGCACACAUGUCCCGUGGCACAGGUGUGGCAGUCAGGAUAACUCUGAGAGUCAGUUCUCCUCUUCUACCUUUCUAUGAGUUCUGGGGAUCUAUCUCGGGUCAUCAGGCGGCAUGACAAGUGCUUGUACCCCUCGGCCACCCCUCUGGCCUCUUGAUUCUCUUUGUGCAGGAGUAGUCAGCUCUCUUAGUGGAGCAAAAAAGAGAUUCCCAGUCAUGUUUCCAUCAGAAAGAGCUGGAUCCCAUUCUUCUUUCUCUUUCUCCCUUUCUAGAAAGGCACUUGUCUCCCCGGGACAGAGUAUUUAGAAAGAUCUGCGCCUUCAUGCCUGGCAGAGAAGCUCGUGGGCUGACCUUAGUCACUAUCACGUCUUACAGUUGCACAGUGUUCUGGGAUUUAUGAGGUGGCCUUGUUGAUUCGGAGAAGGCUGUGUGCCUGGGCAGGCGUGGAGAACUUGGUUUUGUGGGCGGAAGGCAGGCCCUGAGGACCUGGGGGUGGGACCCUCUGGUUUGAAGCAGUUUCAGUCUGGCUGGAGCCCUCAAUCCUAGCCCAGGAUUCUUCAGCACCCCGUUUGCCGUGAGGGUUGUGAAGUGAAACCAUCACAGUUCCAGUGUUCAGGCCCUGCAGUCCGCUUGUUGUCCAGGCUCUUUAAAAGGUGGAACUAGAGCAUCAGUGUGCCGUGGUUCCCAAGAACUGCCCCUGCCUGUCUCUGCCACUCCCGUCGCAUCUCUUGUUUUCUGUCCCCCUUUCUACGUAUGUUCUGGCUUUUCCUUGUACCAGCUCUGGAAAAGGCUCCACUUUCCCGGGCCCCAAGUUGUGUCCCUUGCUUUGCUUGGACCACUCCCUACAGGAUGUUCUCCGCGCCCUUGGACCCCGAUGGGACCGUGUUCCGGCUCCGCUUCACAGCCUUUGUCUGGUGGGUCAUCACUUUUCCCCUGUUCGGCUUCUUCUUCUGCAUCAUCUGGUCUCUGGUGUUCCACUUUGAGUACACGGUGGCCACUGACUGUGGGGUGCCCAAUUACCUGCCAUCAGUGAGCUCUGCCAUUGGUGGGGAGGUUCCCCAGCGCUAUGUGUGGCGUUUCUGCAUUGGCCUGCACUCAGCACCCCGCUUCCUGGCGGCCUUCGCCUAUUGGAACCACUACCUCAGCUGCGCAUCCCCGUGUCCGGGUUACCGCCUCCUUUGCCGCCUCAACUUCAGUCUCAACGUGGUGGAGAACCUCGCGCUGCUCGUGCUCACCUACGUCUCCUCCUCCGAGGACUUCACCAUCCACGAAAAUGCUUUCAUUGUGUUUAUCGCGGCAUCCCUCAGUUACAUGCUCCUCACCUGCAUUCUCUGGCGGCUGACCAAGAAGCACACAGUAAGUCAGGAGGAUCGCAAGUCCUACAGCUGGAAACAGCGGCUCUUCAUCAUCAACUUCGUCUCCUUCUUCUCGGCGCUGGCUGUCUACUUCCGGCACAACAUGUACUGUGAGGCUGGAGUGUAUACCGUUUUUGCCAUCCUGGAGUACACUGUUGUCCUAACCAACAUGGCGUUCCACAUGACAGCCUGGUGGGACUUCGGGAACAAAGAGCUGCUAAUAACCUCUCAGCCCGAGGAAAAGAGAUUCUAAAUCCUUCUCUGAUGCUGGGAAGAGGCAACCCACUGCCCUUCAGAAACAAGAAGCCACUCCGGCCUUCUCCAUGUCCUCUCCAGCUGGGACCUGGGGGAGAAGAGCAGGAGUGGGCGUGACAAGGCUCACCCCAGCAUGCUGGUGUCUCCCCAACCCUCACAGGGAUUUUCAAGAAACAUCACCACUAACGGAAAGGUCCUCAGAACUGCGCUGGCAGGAAAGCUCCACCACUUGGUGCUAAAAAGAAAAAAAAAAAAAGAAAAAAGUCCUGAGGUUCAUGACUAUCAUUUAGCUUUUGACCUUUAAGUAGACACUUUUCACUGAGGUUAGGAACCACUGAGCAAUGGCUGCUACCAGAAGAUCACAGCCAUUUUGCUCUAGGUCACUCAUUUGACUGAUGUGUCUAGUGAUCUACCAGAGUGGUUGUAGUUCUAUGAAUUGCCCAGGUGUUCCAGAUGUAUGCUCUUCCCAUCAGCCUCAUUGUGUUCCUGUGUAUGCCUGCGGGGAAGGCUUUGCCGGCAUCUCUGAGGUCAUCUGAUGGAAGCAGUGCUCUGUACCUGACAGAUGACCUGUCCCAGAAGCCUCAAGCAUGGGAUGUAGUUUCCUUCCCAUCUACAACCACUGGCUUUUUGGGCGAGCUGAAAUAUGCCUGUAAGCUUAGCACACCGGAGGCUGAGACGGGUGGACUGCAUCAAGAUCCAUGCCAACCUGGGCUACAGUGAGACCUCGUCUCAAAAAUGAAAUGUCAGGCAUGGUGGCACAUGCCUUUUAAUCCCAGCACAGCAGAGGCAGGCAGAUAUGUGAGUUCAAGGCCAGACUGGUCUACACACUGAGUUCCAGGCCAGUCGGCUAUACAGAAAGACCCUGUCUCAGAAAAAAACCAAAGUAAUCAACCUCUAAAAUCACAGGCAUAUUAAGACCUUUCCCUCUGACAAGGGGGCGGAGGUAGAUUUCCCUAUUCAAGAAUGGGUUCCUUGAUUUCCUUCAUUUUCUCUACUGCCCCAGAUCCCCAGCUUUGAUUUGUGUAUUUUAUCUCAAAGGACAAUAAAUGUUUUUCUUUUGCCAACAA
Messenger RNA from Peromyscus leucopus (white-footed mouse), 2696 nucleotides. It is a transcript of the gene Pgap2, whose product is annotated as post-GPI attachment to proteins 2. Bases 773 to 1627 code for a protein of 284 amino acids. Gene Ontology annotation, cellular component: endoplasmic reticulum membrane; Golgi membrane. The record is from RefSeq and is a predicted model, not a curated record. Gene Ontology annotation, biological process: GPI anchor biosynthetic process. The transcript has 6 exons. NCBI's taxonomy places the organism in Eukaryota, Metazoa, Chordata, Mammalia, Rodentia, Cricetidae.